Messenger RNA from Xyrichtys novacula (pearly razorfish), 14600 nucleotides. The record is from the annotation of a GenBank genome assembly. Lineage: Eukaryota; Metazoa; Chordata; Actinopteri; Labriformes; Labridae.
AUGUCUGCCGUGGAAGUAAACGCUGCUUUCACUGAAGAAGAUCAGAGAGAGAAAAUGUCAUCCCCCUUAGAAGAGGAGCCUCAACUCACACACAACAAACCAGCAUCUCUGAACUUCUCUGAGCUUACACCUCAUCAGUUUGGCAUUUCUGUUCAGAGUUUUACUCCACUAUCACAGUCGAACCAUAAAGGUAAGGGUCUUAAUUUAAUGCUUAACCAUCAGUCACAUUUACAAAGCAUGCUAGAGACUUAAACACGAACUCGGUUGUAAUGUGGCUGUGCUCAUCUGGUAGAGACUAUCAGAUAUCAAGAAUAUUAUGGGGCAUUGUUCUGUACCAGUUACAGUUUUCUCAAUUGCUUCAGCCCAGUCCUGAAAUGAGAAACACUAAGCUCAAAGCUCUGUAUGUUAAAGGGAUAUUCCGGCGUAGAAUUAAUUUAGGGCCAAAUACACCGUAACACCAAGUGAGACACCCCCUCGAGAGAUGAACGUUGCAGACCUCUUGCUUCCCUAGUUACCAACUUUAGUAAUGACUACACGGUAGCAAUACACAGCGGUCUGAGGAGCCAUACACAAACCUGAACCAAAACGCUACUCUAUAGCCACAAAUAAUGCUCAGAACAGCACCUAACUUCAUCAACAGUGCAUAUAGGGUCCCAGCUGUAGCACGAGCCACCAAACAUAGGACCCUAUAUGUACUGUUGAUGAAGUUAGGUGCUGUUCUGAGCAUUAUUUGUGGCUAUAGAGUGGCGUUUUGGUUGAGGUUUGUGUAUGGCUCCUCAGACUGCUGUGUAUUGCCACCGUGUGGUCGUUACUAAAGUUGGUAUAACUAGAGCAGCAAGCGGUCGACAACAUUCAUCUCCUGAGGGGGUGUCUAACUCGGUGUUACGGUGUGUUUGACCCUAAAUUAAUUUUAUGCCGGAAUAUCCCUUUAAUCACAACACAUAGGGUUUUCUCAUUCAUCCAGGCAAGCUGCAUCGGUUUGGUACAUGAGUGCAAAAGAGUCCCUUGUAUACAGCCCACUGUUCAAAACCGAUUUUCAGUGAAAUGUCAGACUCUUCACUGGUUGUCGACCAAUUUCAUUUUUCCAAUAGCCGAUGCCAUUACAAGUAAAGGGGAGAGCAGGACGCCUGACAUAUCGAAGUUUCACAUUUUGAAUUAAAUCACAGGGAAAAUGUAAGGUUUUUGGGACCACUUUUUCAGCUGCAUCUGUAUCUGUGACACAAAAUGUUUGUGAUGCCUGCCAAAGUUCUGUAAACUAGCUGAAGACCUGCCAGCUGCAAAUAAUAGACUAGGAAACACAAUCGGCCACUAUCAAAGACUUUUUUUUUUUCCUCUGGUGCGUCACAAGAGAUAACAUCAGAUGUGAUAUGGGGGAAAAAAGUCUUUGGCCAAUGCAACAGUGCUGACAAGAUGUCCACAAUAAUGAGAACUUACCACUUUCAUGUAGCGUUCUGUUAAGACAUGAAAAGAUUUGUUCUUGUAACUUAGGUGCAUUUUUUUCUACAAGGAUAUCAUCUUGAGGCAAUAAACCUUAAUGCAUUUUGACCUGUGUGGCUCAGACAAUAACCAAACAUCUUUUUUGUUUGGUGGCACAAGCCAAUACAGCUGAGUCAAAAACCAGCUUUGUAAAUUUCAACAGAAUGCUGUGAAUGUCUUACUAUCUCUUGCAAAAAUACUGUAGAGUUUUGAUGUACCUUAAACAAAAGCACAAACAGUUGGGAGAGUAUUGAUCCUGUUUGGACGCAUGAGCCAAAACAAUUAAACAAAAAACCUGUGAGUAAAUCAGGGAAAUCUUAUAUGGUAAAAUCAUUAGUGAAAAAUUCAUUUAGACCUUUAUUAUACUAGCCAAUACCUCGACUCAGCAGAUUUAACAGUAUUAUCAUAGUGCUAUGUCAUCAUAGUUUAAACCAUCUUAAAUUAAAUGCAUGUGUAUACUAGAACUAUACUGUAGAUGCUAAUGUGCCUCAAACUGCAAGACAAGCUUUUACAACACAGUAAGAUAAAGGAACAUCAUGUAUUCCUUACAUUGCACUUUUCAUUAAUCUCUUUCUCUCUCUUUUAUUCUAGAUAAGUCUCGUCUUGCACAAAUAAAAGCAAGGAGGAGGUCAAGCGUCGGUGUGCGGGGCUCCCCAGAGACAAACUCCCUCAUCCGCUUCAUGGCACAACAGAAGAUGAAGACUCCACCAGCCUUUAAAACUCCAGAGGUGAGAAAUUCAGGACAUCCUUUGGGAAUCUCUUGCACCGUGUAACAUUUAUACUAAAAUACGUGACAGUAUUUUGGAUUACACCCAGGAUUUUGAACACUGUGAAUAAAGCUUGUGUACUCCUGUGUGGCCUGCCUGCCAUAUACUAGAAUGAAUACGUUACCACAUAUCCUGCUUUCGACACAAGUGAUUACAGAUCAGCUGGGACUGGAUGAGCUUGCUGGAUGUAGCACCAAUUUCAGACACAUGAGAUGAUGAGAUCAGUAAGAGAAUUCGAAGUCAAAAGUUGUGAAUAUGUUUUGACUGUGUGCACUUGCUUUUCCUCUCUCUGCAGCUCAUGAUUAAUGAUAACCCGGAGUAUUGUUCGUUGUGUAUACAGAAGCCCUUGCUGUGAAACUCCCCAUUCGCCUCAGAAAAAUAUCAAUUUUCUGACCCGAGGGCUGACAGGUUAUCACUUCUGAUUGGUGUAACCCACAUAACACAUUGAAGCUGCUUGUGUAUAGCUGCUGUUAUUCCAUCCAGAUACAGAUCCUGCAUUCCAGCACUGAGCUGCUGUAUUCAGCCAUGAUCAGCCUACGAAGCUCAGCCAGGAACUGUUUGUGUUGACAGCAGCUGUACGCAUCAACGUUAGUUUAGUGCUGCAAGUGAGCGGAGCAGAACAGGAAAACAUGGAGCUCCUGCUGCGGCGGUGUCAUUUCUAUGACAGAAUGACUACUAGUAAAUGCCGUUGAACAAAGCAGCUGUUUUAUACACAGGGGAUUUUAGUGGCACAAAAUAUCCGAGCUUACAUGUAAAAUGGAUGGGGCAAAACUGUAAAUAAAAGAACACAUUUUGUCAGAUGUGUCUAUCAGUUAGCACAUGUUUGUACAUAUAUGUAUUACAGGAGAAGAUUUGAUGCACAUACAACCUCAGUCAAGAAGCCUCAAAGCCAAAAAAGUGGACAGAAUGAAGCAAAAUAAAAAGAAAACAGCCUCUAAGCAGAUGAGGAAACUUUAAAAAUGUAUAUCAAGUCUUUCUUAGACAAUAAAGUCUUUUAGGGUUAUAACUCCUCUGAUAUUUAAUUAACAAAGACAUACUUAACUGGGUAAUCCUGAGAGAGAACAAGUACAUUUUUUUAGAGUUGUCAUAAAAGAAGUAACAUCGGUGUAAUGGCAUUCUAAAUAAGAACAGACUUUCAUGCUAUUAACAGUUGCCAUGUACCCUUCAAAUCACCUCUGUACUAGUAUUUACUUCUCUGCACUAUUUUUCUAAAUCUAAAUAAUCUCCUUGGGUCACUCCUCUGUGAUUUUUUCUGUUAUAGAGAACAUCUUAACAUGACUAAUCAGAUAUUCACUGCAUCCACAUUGUUUAUAUGCACACCAUUUUAGUGGCCGAGGUUCACAACCAUCAUAAGUUGACUAUCAAGUGUUGCUUAUGCUGUGAAGCCAUGAGACAGAACAAUUUCAGAGUAUGCUGCUCCUUUUUUUUUUGAGUCAGACCCUCAGGCAAGAGCUGAGCUGGCUGUCAGGGACAUCUUUAAUCACCUCUCUUUUCAGACAAACGGAGUUCUAGCACACUGUUUUGUGUUUGACGUUAUUGUCUGCUUUGAUUUGAAAUUUUCUGGCAUUUUAUUCAUAUUUUUUGUUUUGUUUUGUUUUUGCAUUAUUUAAGUAUUUUCGUUCUGAUUUACCUCCGUCCAGAAUUAUUCAGGACCUGAGUCAACCACAGGCACUUGUUCUGUUUGUUUUUGAGAAGUUGAGUUUAAAAAAAAAACAAAAACAGUAUUUUUUGAUAUUUUUUUUCCAUAAAGCUUUCAAAAAGACCACUUUUAAAGCACUGUUAUCCAAACCCUCAUGUGUGGAGAUAGCAUGUUUAUGUCCAAUGACAGAUAGGAGGUGGGCAGUGGAACUUAAGCCAACAGCAUGACUCUGCUUUUAAGCACAGAGUGCUGAAAGUCAUGUGCCGGUGAAACUCAGCUUGUUUUGAACAAAGUGGAGAAAGUACAUUAUGCUACAGAGGUCGUUUAGGAGGUUCCUGUGGACCUUGGGUACCUUUAUCCAAUGGGAAAACAUUCAGUUUUCAAGUUUAAAGGUAAGUCUGAUUCCAAAGAAAUGGCUUUUCAAAGUUUUUCCUCAGUGAAAGUAUUAUUUUACUUGAGAUAAAUGUAAUGACUGAGCACAAGACUUAUUGUGAUGUAACUGUCAGAAAAUGCACAGUUCAGCAAACUGUAACAUGCCUGGAUUGUGUGAGAUAGAUGUGCUGUCUCUUCAGAAAUACCACUCGAGUUAUUUCAGAAGUCUAUGACCUGUCAAGCUGCAUCACUGAGCAGAUACGUUUGUUUUUGCUGUCUCAACUUCCAGCUUGUCAAAAGUAGCCCCUUACUUCCCCGGGUCGCCUCCACACUGAGGCAGAAGAUGGCCUCUUUCCAGAACCUGAUGGAUGUGGAGGAGAGUGAGGGCUGUGAUCCAGUGCCAAAGCAGGACAGCAACACUGGAGGAUGCAUCAAGACAAGAGAUUAUCUGUCUGGUGAGGCGGCCUCAUUGCCACUGGAUUAAUGGUUUCAUUUCUCUACAAGGAUCCACGCCAGUAGGAUUUCUUUAUGAUGUCUGGAGGCAGUGUUCAAAAGCUGCGGAUUAAUGCAUAGCACAGUUAAAGCCCGGCGCUGACGACGUCAUGCAGCAGUUCUUGGUCAGCUUCUUAAAUGGGACAGUUUUUUAAAGAGUUGUUUCCAAGCUGCUAUUUCAUGAUAUGUUUAUUUUACAUUCCGAACGUCCAUAUAAAUUCAGCUGAAAUGAAGUCCCAUUUGUUUUCAUACGUUCACAUAACAAACCUUCUCCCCUCUCAGAUGGAAACAGUCGUGACAGAGAGAAGGAGAACCACCCACCAGUGGUGAUACCCAGCAAGAGGAGACGCCUGGGCCCCCUGGAAAGCUGCGAGGUGGAGAUUAGAGAGGCCGGCGCUCCUAUCCUCCACUUCAGUUUGAAGGAGCACGAGGUACACUCACUCUGAGCAUGUUCUUACUUGACAGCUGUGAAUAAUUCAACUAAAAGGUUUUACCUCUUGCCUUCCACUGGAUCUGCUGAUUAUUUUUAACUCCUUUAUGAAUGCUGAAGGUCUGCGGUACGUAGGGUUUUUAUUUUGACUGUGAGCAUCCAAAGGAAAAAAAAACAAGCACUCUCUAGCAAAACAAGUUUGAUUUAAGUGCUGUAGAUUGGAUUUUAUUUAUUCAACAUCUCGUCUUUUUUAUCUUUAGUUUCUGAACUUGGAGCUUUCACGUUUAACCUUUUUAGUGCAACAUCAGCUUUAAAGUUUUCCAUAUCAUUCGAACUUCAAAACAGCAGAUGGAUAAAUUAUUUAUCCUCAAUGCUCAUAGCAGUUGUGUUCUUUCGGUUGUGGUGCUGUGUAACAGAAUUAAAGCAGUGGGAAUUCCUUAAUCGUAUCCACAGGAGGAAGAAAAACAAGAGGUGCAGGUUAUGACAGAGGGACCACUGACAUCCAGUGACACUGUGGAAAAGGCAGAAGCUGUGUUUCUAUCCCCGUCUCUUCAUGUUGACUCUGAGCUCAAAGCUGAUUCCCCUGCUGAGACUCAACAGGUCAGGUCUUAAUCCAGAUGGAAACUCACACACAUGCACACACACACACACACACACACACACACACACACACACACACACACACUCACACAAACGCAGAAAGAAGUCAGUCACUGAGAGACUGUUACAGAUUUUCAGUGAUUCUACUGUGACACACACGGCUCACUGUGAGGUUUACUCUGUUUACAUAGCAGUAUGACGUUUAUAUGAUUCACAUGAGGAAGAACGACAAAAACACAGAUGGGGAAAAAACUGAGAUUAUCUCUUUUGAAAGUGAAGUGAAGCCAGUUUCAAAAGAGUUGAAGCAGAAUGAUUUAAACCGCCUCAACACAUUGACGCACUCGUUAUUUUGUAGAUGAAUCAUAAUAACCUGCUCUGACAGGUUCAGUAAAACCCACGUUUGUCUCAGUAGCUCCUUUCAGACAUUGAAAAAGUUCCCUAAAACUUCCUGAAAUUACGCAGGCGAGUGUCUCAAAUGAACACGUUGUACUGAGGCGUGAUUUAGGGUAAAGUCGACAUGAGCUUGUGUGAGGCCGCAACAAGUAAUAUUUAAGAAAAUUCCAUGUGAGUGCGCUGAAGGGGGCGUGAUGUUUUGUCUAACUUAGCUACUUGUACUGUAACAGAAAUUGAGAGCAAAAGUUCUCUGUUCGCACUUUUAUUGACUUUUUCAGGUCAUAAACAGGGAAAAGUAAGAAGGCGAGCUUGCGUUGAUACUCUAAAGGUGGUUUUAAAAUAUGGACCUGAUCCGAGUACACUUCACCCCACAAUCCAAAUCAUUUGAUCUAUAUAUCACAGUUGUGGCACACCAAAGUUCCCUUAAAGAGGUUCCCUUCAUGUGCACUCCAGCACUGUAGAUGUGGAUGAUGCUCAAACAAGGACGUGGACUGUUAUUGGCAUUAUUAGUAUCAAGUAUUCAGUAUUAGUACAACUGGAAAUGUUGUAUUUGUGCUGUAAAGGCCUUUUCCAACUCCUGAGCUGUUAGGUGGAUGUUGAAGUAGGAUGGCUGUGGAGUGGGUUGUUGUUGUUGCUGGCGUCAAUAAAACAAUAUAAACAACCGCAGCAGUUGGAUGGACUCUAUUGUCUGCACAGAACAUGAACAAAUGUUGCCCAGUCGAUGACUUGAGUGGUUGCCAUGGUGGCUUCUACAUCUGUCUUCUUGGCGGAGAGCAGACUCGUGGUAUCACUCACCCUGCUAUGGAGGCAUCCAAACUGAUGCCCCUUCUUCAGUCCAAAUGUUGUCUUAUUAAGCAGUCCUCAAAAUGUUUUAACCAAACUGAAACACUGCGAAACAGGCGGCCAAACAAAAUAAUUAAUCAUCUUCAGUUUUCUGUUUUUUUUUUCACCAGUUUCAGUUUCCUCACUUUUCUAAUACACUGUUUUGCAGCUUAAUCAAAGCUCUAUAUUUUUUGUGUCAAGCUUCUCAUUAUAUUAACCGAGCUAUUACUCAGAGGCAUUUUUCAUCAGGUAGCUUUUGCGAAUUUAGUUUUUGUCUCUCAGCUCAGGGGUUGACAGCAGCUGUUCAAAAGUGAAAAAAAGACGAAAAAGCAUCAUUUAUACUGACAUCAUUGUCUUGUUAACUGAGUUGUAUUCAAUAUUAUUAAAAGACACAUAAAGGACUGGUUUAGUGAGCCACUCUGACUGAUUGGUAAAAAUCAUUUUACGCUCAGUGUUCCUUCGGAUUCGGUUUGCACAAAGAUAGAGACCAUAAAAAUCUUUUUAUUUUAUUGGUUUUAUUUUUAACAAAGGGCUGGAUUUGAGCCAGAAUACUAACAUAAGACCCUAUAAAAUGCUCUGACCCCACUCUCAUGCCAACCUAAUUCAGGUCCUGACUUUAAUUUCUUGUGUGCCUAUCCGUUAAUGCAAAGAAAGCUAAAAGAAAACAAAAAUAAAAUAGGAUGAAAUUAAGGAAGUGAAACAUUACAGGGUGUGAAAAAAGUAGUGAAAAAGCAGUCUAAAGUUAGUAGCAAUUGUAAACUAAACUCUACUUCCAUACAUAAGAUUUUGAAUCGUGUGUGUGAACAACAAAGCAGUACUAAGUUACAGACUCUGUUUCCUAAACACCAGAAAAUUGCUCCUUGCCCUCACUGUUGUGCCAUUGCAUCCAUCUUAUACAGAGAUGGAUGCUCAUAUAUGAUGAAGCGUGAUAACAUUCCUUCUCAUGUUACCACCUGCUCUCUGAAGCUCUUUGAACCGCAGUCCAAACAGAACGGAGGCUCUCAUGUAUUCCCUCUCAACAGGACGGUGUCUUUGAACUCCAAAGCCCCCAUCAUCCACCACCUGAUGAUCCUGCAGCGGCUUCACCAACCCAGCCGGCAUCCAUCCUCCACAUCCCCUCUCUCCCCCCUCUGCUGGGGAUGAAGCCAACAGGUAAACACGUAAGGCCCUUAGUGGUCAUGCAACAGUAGCUGGUCUUUUAUCUUCGCUUAACUCUGCCUUUGAGGCUUUGUAUAUAGAACUGAGCCUGAUGCGGUAUAUCCUGGCAACAUACCAGGAGACUGUCAGUGUUAGAUUUGUACAGAGGAGAGUCAUGUUCAUUAAAAGCAUUUGACUUUUCUGAGCUGGAGAACACUGUGGGUGUUUUAGCUGGAAGGGGUGUUUUAAUGGUUCAAAUGAAAUGUCAGUAGAUCGUAGAUAAACAUGGGAUAAUUGUGCAGCUGUUGUACUGCGUGUGCUCCUGUAUCACACACAUGACCUGCGCUUGAUUAAGCAAGGUCAGGUUUCCCAAAAAUGGUGCUACACGCCUCUGUUUUUUUCUCCUGUUAAUGUUUAGUUUGUGUGAAAAUAUCUAAAGCCCUUAUGUUUGUCCUGUUCAAUCACACAGAGCUGCUUUUUCUGUCUUUUCCAGGAGAGGGUGACUCAACUGGAACAUCCACAGUGAAAAAGAAAAAGAAGGUUCGCUUCGGGGGUCCACUCUCUCCCGAGUUCUUUGAUAAGAACCUGCCCCCCAGCACCCCGCUACAGAAAGGGGGCACGCCGGCUCGAGCACAAACACCAGGCGGAAGUUUGCAGCUGCGCUCCCUGCUGAAGACGCCACAAGGAAGUGAAUCUCAAACACAGAAAGCUCAGCUGGACCUCGGCAGCCCAACUGAGUUUGGAGCAUCACCUACACUUGCAAUACCUCGCAACCGAAGGACCCCGACUGUUAGGGAGGACAGAGAAGACGGGGGUGGAAAGGUAGACCAGGUACCAUGGCUGUUUUGUGUUUUUAUAGGAGCAUGUAAAAAUGUAAACAUCUGAGAUUUUCACAAACAACCACUGCUUUUGUUUCUCUGUUUUAUUUAACAUACAUGUGAAAUAUAACAAAUUGAUCUUUAAGAUAAAAUGUGACUUAUGUUGGUCAAUAAAUGUAUUAAACUCUCUUUAUUUUCUGGUCGUAGAUCGUUUUCCCUUCAAUAGAGGAGAUCGACUCUGCAGUGCUAAAUGAUGCAGGUUGGGAAUACAUUAAAUUUACACUGAGGUUUCUAGCCUAAAAGAAAACUCAUAAUGCUCAAAACUCUCCUUCUUUCAUUCCUUGUCCUUUCAGAGUGUACAUGGGACAUCCAGCCACUGGAUUUAAACAGUGCUUUCCACGAGGAGUGUCUCCCUCAGGUACUAACAGGUGAGCUGCUGUUCCACUCCUCCUUUUUCACUUCCUCAUCUGUAUUGCUCCUGUCUUCCACUGUCUCCUAUCACUUUCAACAGGGUCAGGUUAUGGUUGUUGUGAAAGGCACAUCAUAAACUCAAUUUAUGUCCAUUUUUUGUACAGCAGGUGCUUCUCAUCUUAAUGUAAGCAUUAAAAAACAGAGCCAAAUGCUAGAUUAUGGAAUCAUAGGGGUUACCUUAAUGGUAAUGGUGCCUAAAAUUGCAUUUGCAAGUAUUAUGGAGAGUACAGGCUUCUUGCAUAUCCAUAUUUUGCUGAUAUCCAAUUUGCAAUUCCAAAAUAUCCAGUUAGGUGAUAUUUGUCUUCUCUAAAACAAAGUUAAUGGCCUGCAGGUAAUGCACUUAAGGGGGUUAGAUAGAUGUCACAUUAUUAAAAUGAACUGAAAGUAUACUCCCCAGAGAAAUGCUACCACAUGUGCACUCUAUUAGACAACAUAUGAGUUAAUAUUAUAGACAUUUACGACUGUGAUGGGUGGAUUUAUGUCUCUCUGCCCUGCUCCAUCAUUUGGAUUUUGAAAUGUGCAUUGAACAGCUGUAGUCAACCGUGCUAAAUGCUAAUCAGUGUUAAUAAUAUCUUCUGUCAACAAAGUCUCACAAAGUUUCUUUUUGAUGUGUUAUACUGCUGUUUUCCUUCAGAGUCUGAGACUGAACCCAGCGCAGCCUCUCAGCUGGAUGUCCUUGAUGAGCUCGGAUCUCUGCCAGAGGAGGAGACACAAAUAGAAGCCGAUGUUGAAGUUGUUCAAUCUAGAAGAAGGAAAAGAAAGGUUUGCCAAUGUUCAUUUUUUUUCUAAAAGUGCAUCUGUUUUCUUUGAUAGUGAUUCUGGUGAACUGGUUUUGAACACUUUGUUUUAAAUAAACUCUGCAAGUGUCCUAAAAAUACUUGAAAUAUUUUGUAGAUUCCUGUACCGUGACAUUUCCAUUUCAUACACUUUUAACAUCUUAAUCUCUUCCCUCACAGCCAGGACCAAAGUGCGAACCUUCCAGUGAGGCUCCCGCUCGCUCCAACAGCCGAAAAAGAAAGGUCUGCCAUAACCACAGGCUGCUUUCAGCUUGAUCUCACUUGUAAAAAUCUCCCUGUACCAGCUGAGAUUGUCUUUUUAAUAAUUUAGGGGUCAUAACAUGCUCCCAUCUAAUCUACUGUUUAAUUCCACUGGAUGUGAACUUAAUCACGUUGGAGGGUAUCCACUUAAUGGUUGUGAGAGAGUGUGUGGUGGAGAGACAGUCUAUAUAAUGAAUCCUCACGCCAACUCCUGUGUUCCCUCAGCAGCCAGAGGAGAGCGAACCUGUGAAGAGGUCGACACGCUCAGCUGCCAAGUCGGCCUCUGGGAGAAUGAAGGUGAGCUGCCUGAGUCUGCUCGUUUGAUUUCUCUUUACAUCCCUUCGCUGAAGGAUCUGCAGGAAAGUCUCUCUCUGAGGCAGUCAUAGAGCUGAGAGCUGCACAGUCUAACCACACGGCUUUAGCUGAGUUAGGGGGAGGGAAAGACUGCAAGACUAAACUGUUUGUUUACACGCCGCAAUGGAUGUUCACUACAGGGAACCAACAAGGGAAAUUCAAUAAGGAAAUCAUAAAUACAUACAAUUAUAAUUGUUAGAGCCAGUCAUUUUGAACUGUUUAAUAACCUCCUUGUAGACAAAUCUGAAUUCAAAGCAAGAAUCAAUUUAAAUUCAACUGCAAAGCUCAUGAUUGUCUAUAUGAAAGACCGUACAGUGAAGAGAGGGAUAAAGCUUGCUGUCAUGACUGAAUGGCAAAUGUAAAACUCAUACUGCACAAUCAAUUUUCUGUUUUAGGAUUAGUUCAUCCUUGUGUUUUUAUUGUAUCUGCUCUAAUUAGAGGAAAACUGAUGAAAACAAGAAUUAUUCUUCAUCAUGUUCAGACUGGAUUAUUAAACGUGAAGAGGUUCGAAGUGGUUUUGUGAAGUAGUUUCCCUCUGAAACUGAUGCCACUUCACUGCCCACACAAUAGUGCUUACGUUUGGGUCAGACUUCAUGGGGGGGAGGAAGCUGCAUCGAUAUUUGGCACUUUCCCUCAAGUUAGCGAGCAGGAGUUUCUCCUCUUUAUUUUCCCAGAUGAGUUUGUUUUGUUUUGGUUCUCAUACCAGAGCAGGAAUAACAUACAGCGGACUCAUCAGUCUGCUGUCUGCAAAGUUGUCUCAAACUAAGACAAAGUUUUACUUUAAAAAAAAAAAAAAGACAAAAAAAAAAAACAAUUUAUGUGCUUUUGCAACAAAUGCACACUUUGGCUAGAGCUGCGUAUUUAAUAAUGUCACGUAUUCAAGGGAAAUGCAGUCUUUAACCCAUAGAUUAGCACUAGUUUAGUCCAAAGGGGUCCCAAGAAUCAGUUGGAUAAUCCAGAUACUAAAGAUACACAAGUUUGUCAACUACGUAGAUACACAAGUUUGCUAACCCUAACCCAAUAUUAUCUUUGAUGUGCAAUACAGCAAUUCGUACACCAUUAUUUAUCAUGUGCAAUAUGGCAAUUUUCAUACCUCCAUUUAUGCCACCGACAUAUCUUCCAUUUCAUGCAUUCACAUCAGCACCUACUGCAUCACUUGUUCACUUUGUAAAUAUUUCUCUCACCGUGUAUAUUCCUCUUAUAUUUUUAUUCAUCUUAAUUUUUUUUGUAUCUUUAUUUUAUUGUAUUCUUUCAGUACUUAUUGUGUGUUUUAUCUGUACUCCUUUGAGUCGAGCGGUCCUCUCAUCCAGGGCAUUUCAUUGCAUUGUUGACCUUGUUUCACAUGCACAUGACAAAUGAACAAAUCUUGAACGUAUUGUUCAGGAUGCACGUUUAUCUAGUACUGCUGAUGUAACAUUCUUCAAACAUAAUAUUUUUGGUUUGUUGUUCAUAUAACCACCCUCCAUAUACGAAACUUAUCAUGUCUGGCAAUUUCAGCCAGGUAAGAAAAUUAACUAUCAGCUCAGCUAUUUCAUUCCGCGAAAUCUGGGCUGAGCUGAUGAGAUUUAAUAAAGCAGCGUGUGAGAAUACUCUGAGAUCGCUCUGCAAAGCACAAUGUGUCAUUCAGCGAGGACUUCAGACAGGAAAUGGGAAAUCUCAAAGGGUCUAUCUUGACAUAUUGAACACAAAAAUGCUUGUGGGAGCUGAAGAACAACACACGCUUUUCUCAUGGUAUCUGUAAUGCGACAUCACAUUCAGCCCUUGCUUUACCAGUAAACUAUAUAAUAAAUGAUGUUUUCCUUGUUUUAUUAUCCAGUAAUUAUAUUAUUGUGUUGAUUUAUGUUGUUAUUCAGAGUUCUUCUGCGGCAGCACGUCGGUGGAACAAGGAAGUGGAUCGCUCUCUUUAUGGAUCUCGGGCGUAUGCUUCCAAGAACCCCACUUUGAGUCCCAUCACUGAGAGGUUUUCCUUUAUAAGCCAACCCCUCCUAGCAGAACAGCAGACCCUAACCACAGGUAAAACAUGCAGAGAAUGACUUUCAGUUAUUUAACCACAGAUUAGUGUUUUUGAAGAAUCAGUCAAACUUUAUUUUUAAAGCAGAUUAAAAACAAUGAAAUAAAAUGAAUAAAAAAUACAAAUACCAAACCUCACCCACCCUCCUAACCCCCAUCCAACACAUACAGUGCUCACACGCUCACACACACACAGAUGCAUACACAAAAGAUCAGGUGAGGACUCUUCAACUUGCCACAGAUGACUGAGGAAAUGCUAUCUUGAGUUAAAAAUGAUGAGGAAACACUAAAUCUAGGACUAAAACAAUAAAACCAUGAUAAAAUAUGAUAAAGGUGAUAAAGUGUAAAAAGUUAAUUAAAUAAAACAGUCUUAAAAUCAAACAAUAACAGAAAGUAAAUUUAAAAAAGAGGUAAUAAAACACAAAAUAAUAACUCUUGGACUGAAACUAAAAGCCAGAAUGAAAAGGUCGGUCUUUGGUUUACUUUUAAAAAUAUGAACAGUAGGUGUCGCUCUCGGGUCUGCAGGUAGGCUGUUCCACCGAUGGGGACUGUAAUGUUAGAAUGAUGAUUCACCAUAUGUUUUAGUUUUUACUUUAGGAACAAUUAAAAGACCACUACCUGAAGACCUAAGGGGUUUUCUAGGCUCAUACAGUAAAAGCAAAUCAGACAAAUAAGAAGGACCAAGACCAUCAAGAGCUUUAAAACCUAAAAAAAAGAACCUUAAAAUCUACUCUAAAAGACACAGGUAGCCAAUGCAGAAAUUCCUUUCUGUCAUAUUUAUUGAAAAGUAAAACUUGUGAUGCAAAUUUGUGAGUCAAUCUGCCUGAGACUUGAUCCUCAUUUUUCCCAACAGCACCAAGCACUGAGACGUGUUUGAACCCUGAGAUGAUCGAUGACACUCAAGUAAUUAGUAACCUCACUACAACAAAUGUCCAAGAAAAUCCAUCUGAGGAUUCUGCCCCGUCUCCAGUCACGACUAAACCAAGUGUCAGAAGGCCGUCAGGGAGGAAGGUCAGAAGGAGAGGCCUGAAGGAGAUGAGGGUCACUCCUGCUGAGGGGAUGGUUCCUUGUUUCAGUGAAGAGGAGGAGAGAAAGACUGAAGGAGAGAAAGACGAAACCACUACAAACUCUGAGACUUCAAGGGAGGAAACACCACUGAGCCAUGCUGCGCCUGAACAGGAAGGAGCUGACACUGAACAAAAGGCCCAGACCUCUGCAGAUACACCCUGCACAGAGUCUGAUAGAAAACCAGAAUGUCUCCAUGCUCUGACGUCAGACUGCCCAGCGAUGAUUGAAGAACCCAGAAACACUGUGUUUUCACUACCUGAGGUAACACGGAGAAAAUACAAGCAAGGCAGAAGGAGCUCCAUGUACAGAGCAGUCCCUCAGGAGCUGGGAAACCAAGCAGAGGAGCACCAAAUGAGCUGUGACCUGCAGAAGUCAGGGCAGGGAGACCGAGCAGCCAAGCAGGAGGAAAACGACUGCAGGUCCAGCUCUGACGGCCAGGAGGAGGGGGAAGCAGCACACAUGGAUCUGGCCCCCUGGCAGACUGACUUUAACUUUGAAGAUGUGUUCAAACCUGUGGCCACAAGAGGGCAGCGUUCAGUCCGACGCAGCCUGAGGAACCGCAGGACAAGCGACAAUGAAGGUCUCGCCUGGCUGCCUUGGACCUCCCCGGAGACCUCUAAGGAGUCUCGGAGGAGGACCCGGGGCGAGCGGCGCAGUGCUGCUCUGCCUGUCCAGCCUUCAGUGCCUGAGGAGACAGCAGAAAACAAGUCAUGA